UUUGUUGAUUUGUUUCUCUUUUUUAUAAAUUUUAAGUACAUUACAUAUAUUGUUGUAAUACCGGUAAAAAGAUGUAUAGUAACAUAAAUGUAUUAUUACUUAUAGUAUUAACAAUUUGUUAAUUUUAAUGAAGUUGCAUGUUUUUAACUACUUGAAACAUAUAUAAGAUGUUCUUAAUAUGUAAUUUAUACAAUUAUCCUUAAUAUGGCAAUUAAAAUUAAUACAGAGUUUCCAGCUGUUCCAUUACCAAUAGCUCUUUUAAUAAUAAUUAUUUUAUCAUUAUGUUAUGCAAAUAGUUACGAUGGUGCAUUUGUAUUUGAUGAUGCAGAAGCUAUAGUUAAUAAUGAUGAUAUUCAAAAAACACCAAUUUGGGAAAUAUUUAAGAAUGAUUUUUGGGGUACAAAAUUAUCUCACAAGGGUAGUCAUAAAUCUUAUCGUCCACUUACAAUUUUAACAUUUCGAAUGCAAUACUGGAUCAGAGGUUAUUUAAAUUCUCAAGAUUUUCAUAUUGUAAAUAUAAUUUUGCAUAUAAUUGUUUGUCUAUUAACUCUGUAUGUGUUCAAUAUUCUCUUAAAUAACAAAGAACAAAAUAUAGCAUUUUAUGCCACAGUAUUAUUUGCAAUACAUCCAGUACAUACAGAAGCAAUUUCAGGAGUUGUAGGUAGAGCAGAAUUAUUAUGUGUAUUAUUUACAUGGCUAUCACUUAUAAUGUAUAAUCAAUGCAUCAUUGCAAAUUAUUCUAUUGGCAAAUGGUGUAAUAUAAUUGGAUGUAUCAUAAGUAUUUUGAUAGCAAUGCUUUGUAAAGAAACUGGAAUUACUGCAAUUGGAAUUUGUGCUGUGUAUGAUCUAGUCAUUAUAAAUGGAUUCUUACCAAAUGAUGUAUUGAAAUUACUAAUGAGUAAAAAUUCUCAUAUAAACUCAAUAAUAGCUAUGAAAUUAAAUCGUGCAUUUUUUAUCCGAAUGUUUGUACUUUGUUUAAGUGCAAUAAUAUUGUUAUCACUAAGAUUUACUGUUAUGGAAUUUUCAACGCCGAAGUUUCAACCUGUAGACAAUCCUGCAUCAUUUUUGGAUAAUUGUUUCCUUCGCAUUCUCAAUUACAGUUAUAUUUAUAGUAUAAAUAUGUGGUUGUUAAUAUGUCCAGAGUGGUUAUGUUUUGACUGGUCAAUGGGUUGUAUACCUUUAAUUACUGGAUAUGAUAAAAGAAUAUUUUUUAUUAUUCUUUUUUGGAUAUUCUUGGGUGCAAUUGUCAUUCAUAUUUUUUCAACUCAUGGAGAUAGAUUUCUAAGAUAUACAAUUGUAGGAUUGGCACUUCUAAUUAUACCUUUUUUACCUGCUAGUAAUAUCUUUUUUACUGUUGGCUUUGUAUUAGCAGAGAGAACAUUAUAUAUUCCUUCUGCAGGAUAUUGUCUCUUAGUAAUUAUUGGAUUACAAAAGCUUUUGACAGGCACAUCUCUAAGAAAUUUACUAAUAUUAUUUUACACGUUUUUGUGUCUUAUUUUUUUUAUGCGUUCGUGGAUUAGAAGUGAUCAAUGGAGAUCUGAAGAAUCUCUUUUUAGAUCUGCGUUAAAUGUUUGCCCACUUAAUGCAAAAGUUCAUUACAAUAUUGCAAAAAAUGCAGCUGAUGCAGGAAAUCUUAAUUUAGCAAAAUUAGAAUAUAGAGAAGCCUUACACUUAAAUCCAAAAUAUGCUCAAGCAAUGAAUAAUCUUGCCAAUUUACUUAAGGAUGAAGGAAAAUAUGAUGCUGCUGAAAAUCUAUUUAAACAAGCUGUUACAUUACAGAAAGAUUUUGCAACUGCAUGGAUGAAUUAUGGUAUAGUUUUAUCUGCACUUAAAAGAUAUGAAGAAUCUGAAAGGAGUUACUUAACUGCACUGUCUCAAAAGCCCAAAUAUCCUGAUUGUUAUUAUAAUUUAGGUGUUUUGUAUUUAGAACAAAAACAAUAUCAGAAAGCAUUAACAGCUUGGACAAAUGCAACAAAAUUAAAAGUAACUCAUAGAAGAGCAUGGACAAAUAUGGUAAUAUUGUUAGAUGAUCUAGGUAUGUCAGAACAAGCACUGAAAAUUGCGAAUGAAGCUUUAAAAUAUAUUCCUGAUUAUGCAUCAAUAUAUUUUAACAUUGCUAAUAUAUUAGGUAAAGUAGGUAGAUUUUCAGAAGCAGAGACGUAUUUUAAACAAGCAAUAUUAAGGAAUCCAACAGAUCCUAUGUUCUAUACAAAUUUAGGUGUAUUGUAUCAUCGUUGGAAUAAAGUCAGUGAAGCAGAAUAUAUGUAUAAAAAAGCAUUGGAGUUCAACCCACAUUCUCGUAGUGCAAAAGAAAAUUUAAAAAAAUUGCAAUCAUUAAAACGAUCAGUAAAAUAAUUUUAUUUUUGUAUAUUUUUUAUACAUCGUUUUCAAUAUAUUUAUAUUCGAAAUUGUUAGAAUUA
This is a messenger RNA of Vespula vulgaris, 2420 nucleotides long. Its product is annotated as protein O-mannosyl-transferase TMTC4-like. Gene Ontology annotation, biological process: endoplasmic reticulum unfolded protein response; protein O-linked glycosylation via mannose. Gene Ontology annotation, cellular component: endoplasmic reticulum. NCBI's taxonomy places the organism in Eukaryota, Metazoa, Arthropoda, Insecta, Hymenoptera, Vespidae. The record is from RefSeq and is a predicted model, not a curated record. The transcript has 11 exons. Gene Ontology annotation, molecular function: protein binding; mannosyltransferase activity. The coding region runs from base 205 to 2355 and encodes 716 amino acids.